AUGAGCACAACAAACAAUCCACCAAAAACUUCACAAGAAAUUCUGGAAAGUAGUAAGUGGAGGGACGUAACACAAUUCCUCCGUGAUACAACAAAAGAUGAAUUCGAGGAGGGAGAGAUGGUUCACGGACCAGGAUUUAAUUUAUAUGAUAUUUUGAGUGCAACAGAGAUGGGAGAUGAAAAGAUGGAUACUUUUCUCAAUGGACCUAACAAGGAAUAUAUUUAUUGGCCAAAGGAUAGACUUUCAAAAGGAAUUAUCAAGCCUAUUUCUACCUUGAAUAUUAAACAAAUUUUAUUCAUGAUGGAUAAGUUAUUAUGUGGAGUGUUUACUUGGUAUGAAGGAUGGUCAUUGAUUCAAUCAAUUUUAACUUGUGAAUAUAUUCACCAUAUGGAUCAUGUCUCGGAAGCAAGUAGCUAUGAAGAUAGAAAGAAUAUUGUUAAAUAUUUCCAUGCACUUGCUUGUGGUGUGUUAUCUGUCAAGGAAAAAUUGGAAAUUGUCAUGUCAAAAGCUUUGUGUAGAGAACAAGAGGAGUUCUCCUAUGAUUCAUGUGGAUUGAGAGUUGUAGCAGAGAAGGAAUCGAUUGUUAUGGAACGAUUGGAGAGUUUGGAAAAGGAACUUGGCUCUCGUUUGGAUUAUUUAACAAAAAAGAGUACACAAGUUGUCUUUGAGCCAAUUCAAGAAGAUGGUGCUAUUGAGGAAACUAUUGUAAAGGCAUUGCUGUCUAGAAUUUCAUUUAUCAAGAAUUUCUUGAUUAUUCAUAGUUCAAUGAUUAGUGUUGUUUCACCACAAGUUAACAAUUGUAAAAAAUCAAUUACAACUUGUCUUGCUCUAUUUACACAAAUUAAGGAUGAAAAUACAUUAUUGGAAUUAAAUAGUCAUAGUGUUGGAUUCGAUAAACAUAUUGCCUUGAUUGGAAAUUACAUCUCUCCACUUAAAGCUAUUGAAAUUUUCAGUAUGGAGACGUCACUCGAGAUUGCUACAAACUAUUUAAAUGAAAUGAAUUACGUUUUGGGAGUUAGACAAGUCCAAAGUCUCAGUCAAUUAUUGCACUUUUUCAGAAAUUUCUCCUUCUCAAAGAAAGCAGAAAACUCUGUUGUUUCUAGAGCUUUCCUUUACUAUACUACACUCCAGGAUGAUUUAAUCUUUGGAAAGCACAAGCUUGGUGAUUGGAUUGAAAAGCAUUUAGAAACUGAAGUGAUUUGUCUUACCGAAAAACAUGCCCAGGAAAUCAAAAAGCAAAAGAAGACUCCUGAUAGAUUGUAUCAAGAAUGGCUUGCUGCUCUUUCCCACAUAAUACAGAAAAUAUUGAAUGCUUAUUGUAAUAACAAGUCGAGAUUGAGAAGAAUUUUCAAUAACUGUAUUGCUGACCUAGGAUUGGCUGAACAACGAGCAGAACAAAUUGAUGUUACCUGGAUUGGAAUUGAUCUAUUCUCAUUCUCACUCUUCAUGAUUGAUUACAUUAUUGACAUUAUGCAUCAAACUUUGGUAGUUGGCUUUGAUUUGGAUAUCUAUCAUCAUACAGAAAUUGUGCAAGUUGCUUGGUAUAUUGACUACAUUACAAAGAUUAGAAGUUCUAAUCUGGCCAAAUUGUUUACCGAUGUUAAAAAGAAAAAAUCUGGUCCAGUCAAUUUGAAUAGAUAUCAAUUAUAUGCUAGAACCUUAACAGAAGUUCACAAUUUAUUCUACAGAGGAUUAUUUAGAUUCCUUAUGGCCAUGCAUAAGAAAGGACUUUACACUAACAUUAGUGCAGAAACUGAUUAUCCACUCACAUCAGACGAACUUCGUUUUACGAACAGAUUUAGAGCAUUCUUCAAUACUAUGCAACCUCCACCAGUUAGUUUUGAAUCAUAUACUAGAGCUAAUGAUUUAUCAUUUGUUGGUGAAAAGGAUUUGUUUGAUUCUGCCAAAGAUCAUUUCGAGGCAACACAAAAGGCCAUUGAUAUGGUUUUGAAACAAGAUAUCAAACUUUCACCAUCCGAAAAACAAUCUUUAGAAUUAUUAUUGAAAGUAGCCAAGACUAAUGCAGUUUCAGUGGUUGUUUGUUCGAGGGUUCCAAAAGACGAAACUCAAACAAGUCAAACACCAUUCUUUGAUUUUUCAAUUUCUUCCCAAUUCCCUGUUGUGAAACCUCCAAAAAAGAAGUAA
Molecule: messenger RNA, 2145 nt
Organism: Naegleria gruberi
Lineage: Eukaryota; Heterolobosea; Eutetramitea; Acrasida; Naegleriidae
Exons: 5
Coding region: 1-2145 (714 amino acids)
Biological process (GO): N-terminal peptidyl-methionine acetylation
Cellular component (GO): NatC complex
Source: RefSeq, a predicted model, not a curated record